Peromyscus californicus insignis is the source of this 3247-nucleotide messenger RNA. It is a transcript of the gene Fbxo39, whose product is annotated as F-box protein 39. The coding region runs from base 166 to 1497 and encodes 443 amino acids. The transcript has 3 exons. The record is from RefSeq and is a predicted model, not a curated record. NCBI's taxonomy places the organism in Eukaryota, Metazoa, Chordata, Mammalia, Rodentia, Cricetidae. Gene Ontology annotation, molecular function: protein binding.
UACAGUAGAAGCACAGAGAAGGUUUGUUCAAUUGAGUUUGAUUUCUGCUUGGCAGGUAACAAUCUUCCUUUUUUACCCCUCACAGAAAACACGUGAUUGUAUUUCUUUCCCCAUUUUGGGAAGCCCUGCUCACCACACUACUACACUGUACAUCUGGGUCCAUUGAUGGACGAAGAAGGUGAAGUGAUCCAGCCCCAAGAGCAGAGCUGCUGGGCCACUCUGCCAGAUGUGUGCCUGCGACGUAUUUUCUGGUGGCUAGGAGACAGGGACAGGUCCAGAGCUGCCCUGGUCUGCAGAAAGUGGAACCAGAUGAUGUACUCAGCUGACCUCUGGCGAUACAGGACCAUCACGUUCAGCGGGAGGCCAUCUAGAGUACAUGCAUCUGAAUUCGAGUCAGCGCUCUGGUACGUUAAGAAAUUUGGCCGCUACCUGGAACACUUGGAAAUCAAGUUCCUGAACCCUUACAAUGCUGUCUUGACCAAGAAGUUCCAAGUCACCAUGAGAGGCCUCCUGUCGUGCCUCGGCAAGAGUAACAACCGCCUAAAGUCACUCUCUAUCCAACACCUGGAGCUGGACCGCCUGGUGUGGAGAAACAGCAUCAGGGGGUCGCUCAUCAAGAGCUUGAGUUUUUUCUUAAAGAAAAUGGGCAAACACCUGGACCAUCUCAGCCUGAAAGGGGCCCGGCUGACAGUGGAGCAAGGCUGCCACAUCCUCAACUCCUUGAGCUACCUUCGGAAUGAGAACUUGGCCUCAGAGCUCAACAUUGAGGACUUCUUCAGCCAUCACCUGGCCGUCUAUGGCAGCUCCCAGUUCAACAAGGCCAUGGCUACAUUCCACAACCUGGCGUUCCUAACACUCAACUACAACUGUAUCUCUGACGAGCUGCUCGAGACCUUGAGUGACAACAAUGCUGGCACCCUCCGGACCAUGAAUAUCAAAUGCCACGUUCACGACCCCCACGGCCAGGUAGUUUGGGGCAUGUCCUGGGCCAAGCUGGCCAGGCAGGCCAGCAACCUAAAGGUGAACUUCUUCUUCGAGCGAGUCAUGAAGUAUGAGCGCCUGGCCCGGAUCUUGCUGCAGGAGAUUCCAGUCAGAAGCAUCAGCCUAAGAAGUUGCUAUUUCAGUGACCCAGACUGGUCCAUGCGGCCCACUCUGACAGACAUUCUGCCCUCCUUCCGGAACACCCUGCAGAAGUUAACAUUUGAGUUCAACAACAAUCACGAGUCAUUAGAUGAGCAGCUACAUCUCCUCAUCCUGGCUUGCCGAAAGCUGUUUUACUUCAAAAUCUGGGCUUUCCUGGACGUUAAGUUUGUGGAGCGAAUCCUGAAGAGCCAGGAGGAGGGGCAGUGCUCCCUGCGCACACUAAAGGUGAGAAUUUAUACAAACCGAUAUGAGACAAAUGAAGAGGAUAGGACCCUACGGGAAAUUUACAGGAAAUACAGAAAGCUGAUCAAUUCAGAACUUAACUAUUUUGUCAUCGCCUACCCCAUGAUGUAAAGAGUGCUCUCCAGAGGAAGACAUCUAGACGCACUUGGGACCUGAAAACCUGGUUCUCGGUGAAUUACAUUUGGGACUCGCAUGCCCUCAUCCCUUUUCUUCUCUCUCCUUUUUGCCAGUUCUACACCAUCAUGAACAGCCUGGCAAUGGCUGGACUGCUGGUGACGGCAAGGUCCCCAAGCGUCUUUAAAGUGCUAUCUUUGCCAACAAUCCCGGCUGAUUGCUUUUUGUCACCAAAGUGCAGUUUGGUGUAGUUUUUGUUUUGUUUUGUUUUGGUUGGUUGGUUUAGUUUGGUUUUAGACAUUCCCACUCAGCCACAGAGCAAACUCAAAGUAUUUUUCUGCCAAGGGAGUCUGACUCCUGCUUACCUGAAUUGAUGUGACCAGCCAGUGAACAAACCUUCUACCAACCGACUGUACCCAUUUGGAAAUGCUUUGUAGCUGGGCGAUGGUGGUGCACACCUUUAAUCUUAACACUUGGGAGGCAGAGGCAGUUGAAUGUCUAAGUUCAAUGCCAGCCUGGUCUACAGAGCAAGUUCCAGGACAGCCAGGGCUACACAGAGAAACCCUGGAAAAACAAAACAACAACAACAAAAAGAAAUGCUUUGUAUCCUGACUGACCUUCAUGUCAGAGCCUCCUGACCUUGAGGUGGUCUGGGACUGAUCACACACACACAGAACCCACCAGUAUGUCCUUGGAUGAAGCAGGACCACUCCCACUUAAGAUACCACUGCUCACAGAGGAACUCGGGCGCUGGGUUAUCGGCCCUGUGAAAGGCUCCUGCCUCAGCUUGGCCCAUGUCUCCUUUUAGUUUUCUAUUCAGGUGGCAUCAUGUUCAGCCUGCUGUGGACCCUCAAGUCCCCAGGUGGGAAGACAGACUAGAAGUGGCAGUUACACCCAUGUCUAUAAUGAAUCUGUAAUGUAUCCUGUCCUAAUGCUAUGGUAAGAGGAAAAAAACCAAAACUCUUUAUUUAGAAUAAUGUCGAUGACAUAAAACACAUCUAAAGAUAUUUUUAAAAUCUAUAAGAGAUGUAACAAAAGUUGAUUGGAGGUAGAAUUUUGGCGGAUAUUUUUUGUCUUUUUUAUGUUUUCCUUUAUUUUUCAACUUUUCUACAAUGACAACACCAUUUUUGGUAACUAAGAACAUGAACUAGGAUGUCUCUGAACAUGAGUGACCACUGGGUCCUGAGGCUGGCUCACAGAUGUUUCUUUUGUUCCUUUGAUGUCUUUUAAAGCUUCUUCAUUUUUUUAUUUGUUUGUUUAUUUGUUUAUGGUUUUUUGAAACAGGGUUUCUCUGUAGCUUUGGCUAUUCUGGUACUCACUCUAUUCCGCCUGCCUCUGCCUCCCGAGUGCUGGGAUCAAAGGCAUGUGCCACCACCGCCCAGGCUGCUUCUUCAUUUUUUUAAAUUGACCUAUCAAAUGUGAGAUAUCAUUAUAGCAUUAUCAAACAAAGUGAUAAUUCUCCUCUUCUUCUCCCUCCCCUGUUCACUAUCCCCCUUGUAAAUCCCUCGAGUCUCUUUUCUUAAAUCAUGUGUUCAUUUGGCCCCAACCUACCCCUCACGCUGAUCAUCACACAUCCUCCUUUAUCCGUUUUUUACUCUCUCUUGGUCUCUUUUCAAAUACCUUAAGUUUUACCCACAUUUACCUUCAUUUACAUAUAUACAUGCAUACAUUACCAGCUAGGAUCCCCAUAUGAGAGAGCAUGUGUCUUCAGUCUUUCUAAGUUUGGGUCACCUUAUAUAAUAUUAUA